Molecule: messenger RNA, 939 nt
Organism: Didymosphaeria variabile
Lineage: Eukaryota; Fungi; Ascomycota; Dothideomycetes; Pleosporales; Didymosphaeriaceae
Exons: 5
Coding region: 1-939 (312 amino acids)
Molecular function (GO): oxidoreductase activity, acting on paired donors, with incorporation or reduction of molecular oxygen; heme binding; iron ion binding
Source: RefSeq, a predicted model, not a curated record
AUGGAUACCUCUGUCCUUUGGGUAGCCGCCGGUUUCGCGUGUGCCAUAUUCAUUGUCUACAGUGCCUGUCUUAUCAUAUACCGACUCUACUUUUCCCCUCUUGCGCAAUUUCCUGGACCAAAACUAGUCGCAGCAACAGCGUGGUAUGAAACAUUCAUCGACGUCACGAGGAACAACUUCCACGAAGUUCUACUGGACAUGCAUAAGAAAUAUGAAUACUUCAGCAAGCUCUAUGUUCCGGCUGGGAUUCGACACACCAACUCGAUGGUUGCAAGAUUUGGCUUUGGUCUCGAAGGCUCCUUCGUCCGCCUCGACCAAGCGUAUUCGGCAUAUCUGGGUGAUAUCACCGUUGAGCUCACUGUUGGCGAAUCCUCACAGCUGCUGGAAGAGCCCGAUUUCGCCCCUGAGUGCAUCUUACUUGUGAACCCUGUCAUCCGAAAUUUCCCCCUUCUGGGCAGGUAUGGAAUCCUCAUUGCCACCCUCAUGUUCCACAAGGAAGCAACUAAGCCCUACAGAUUACUGAUGACGGUUCCAAUGAGCUGCAUGCAAUGGGCUUUUCCACGGAUAGCAGCAUUCAAGAUGUGGCCUGUGCUCGGCCGGGACAAAGUCAACAACGUCAAGUCCGACCUUGCGAAAGAAAGCGAUCCGGAGAAAUUCUCCUUCUUUCACACCCUUCUCAGAAGCGACCUACCCGAGUACGAAAAGCAUCCAUCUAGGUUAGCUGCCGAAGCAGUGGGCGUAUUCGGCGGCGGAACCAUCAACCCUACAUCUGCGCUCGCCUUCAUUACGUUCCACAUACUCGCCAACGCGAAUAUGCACAGGCGCCUACAAGAAAGCCUGUCGGAUGUCAUGUCCCAGUAUCCCAAAACCAUUCCUGCUUGGACAGAGUUCGAGCAAGUUCCCUACCUCGCGGCGUGUGUCAAGGAAGGCCUUCGGUAG